Molecule: messenger RNA, 1425 nt
Organism: Triticum dicoccoides
Lineage: Eukaryota; Viridiplantae; Streptophyta; Magnoliopsida; Poales; Poaceae
Exons: 1
Source: RefSeq, a predicted model, not a curated record
AUGGCCGCGCAGGCCCCCGAGGGCGAGGGGCCGGCCCCCGCCCGCCCAUCGCGCAUCCGCGUCAUGCGCCCGGAGGUGGAGGAGGUCCUCAAGAGCCCCCGCCGCGCCCGCGCCAAGCUGCACAAGGAGGGCGGCGGCGAGCAGGAGGACGGCGCCGGCGCGCGCCCGCGGUACGACUGCGCGUUCCAGGACGAGGAGGGGCAGCAGGGGUUCGCGCCGCCCGACGUGGUGUGGUGCAAGGUGCGGAGCCACCCCUGGUGGCCGGCCCAGGUCUUCGACGCCGCCGACGCCUCCGAGCUCGCGCUCCGGCACGCCAGGCCGGGGGCGCCCCUCGUCGCCUACUUCUGGGACCGGACCUUCGCCUGGAUGGACCCCUCCGCGCUGCGCCCCUUCCGCGCCCACUUCCCCCGCCUCGCCGCCCAGAGCACCGUCUCCAGCUACGUCGCCUCCGUCGACGCCGCGCUGCAGGAGGUCACCCGCCGCAUCGAGGCCGGCCUCUCCUGCUCCUGCUCCCCGCCCGCCGUCGCCAGGAAGCAGCAGAUUCACAACUCAGGGAUCAGGGAAGGAGCCUACGGCGCCGUGGUGGACGAGGUGUACAUGAGGGACACGUUCCGUGCCAAGCCGUUCGUCGACUACAUUUCGGCGCUGGGGAGGAGCCCACUGGCCGGCGCCGAUCGUCUCGACCUUGCCACCGCCAUGGCGCAGCUCAGGUCUUUCAACCGGUUGAGGUGUCCAAUGGAGCUUCCUGAGUUUGUCAUCUUCCAGGGGAUUGAGGAUGUUGCUGCUGCCGUUGCUCCUGAGGCUGAUGCUGAUGCUGAUGUGGCAGCAACACAGCAGACAAAGAGGAAGAGGACGGAGGAGAAGGGCGGCGGGGAUGGCAAUGCUCCGGCCAAGGAGAAGAGAUCGAGGCACGGCGAGAGCUCAUCGCGCAAGAAAGAUGCUCCUGCAGAGGAACAAGAAGAGGCCAUUGAUGAUGCUCCGACCAAGGAGGAGAAGAAAUCAAGGAGGCGUGGCGAGAGCUCAUCGCGUGAGAGAGAUGCUGCUGCAAAGGAACCAGAAGUGGCCAUUGAUGUUGAGGACAGCCCUCCUAUGCCCAGGGACAGGAUCAUGGACACCUCCGAAGAUGCACCGGAUAAGGGAGAAGCUCCUGCAAACAAAGAUGCCGCCAUGGUUGAGGACACCCCUCCUAUGCCCAGUACCAAGCAAAGGAAGUCAAAGAGAGGUAGCAAGACUUCAGCUGAUAAAAAGAAGAAAGACACCUCCAAAGACGCGGCAGGUAAGGGCGAGUCUCUGCCAGAGGCAGAGCCUGCCAAAGAAGAUGAUGUGAAUGGGGACAGCUCUAUGCCGAGUGUGGAGGCGACAGAUGAUACAUUGAGCAAGCAAAGGAAGUCGAAGAGAGUUAGCAGGAGUGCAGCAGAGAGCAAG